Molecule: messenger RNA, 3016 nt
Organism: Anastrepha obliqua
Lineage: Eukaryota; Metazoa; Arthropoda; Insecta; Diptera; Tephritidae
Product: probable serine/threonine-protein kinase DDB_G0282963
Exons: 3
Coding region: 637-2130 (497 amino acids)
Source: RefSeq, a predicted model, not a curated record
UUGAGGUGGUGGACUGGUUUUAUGCAAACAAGUAAAGGGGCGGCAGCAGACGUUUCCCUGUCACCGAUAAAACAAAACCCAGUUCGAGUUUAUUCGUUUCAAGCGUAGCAGUGAUUGGGGUUGAGCUGAGCGGCUGUGACAGCUAGGGAAAAGCUAACUCAAAAAUAGGAAAAACUUGACUAAACACAAGCCAUAGCGUGAACCAAACGAAUUCGAACGGAGGAGCAGCUACACAGGAAGAACAACAGCAGUAGCAGUUGUGUUGUUGUGCUCACAGUGUGCAGUUCAUUAAAUAUUUCUGUUAUUUUCGUGCCAUACUAUCGAAAGGACAUCUUCUUUUGAAUAUCGUGUGUGUGUGCUUUAUGUGUGUUUAUAUGUGUGAGUGUGUGAGGCCCCAAACGUUGAUGGAGCAUUGAGCCAAAUAUUUCAUCACCAACAGACCGAAUAAAUAAAGUCGACGGACUGCGAGCGGCCGUGACAGGAUAAGCAAAGCUCAACGCAGGCUUUUAUACGAAUCGAAUGUGGCAAGUACCUUCUGUUGUAUAGUGGCAAACUGCUGAACGAAGAAAGAGAAGUGUAUUUGUGCGCCAGGAAAAUUACUGAAACUGCAGCUUCAAGACGUCUCACAAAAAGCGCAUGAAGAUGGAGAAGACUCCCCGCUACACGCAACGGGAGCGCAAUAUGGUGCUGGGCUUCGCCGCUCAAUAUAAGGACGUCAUCGAGAAUAAACGUACCGAUGCCGAAUCGAAUCGGAAGAAGGACGAAGUUUGGCGUCAAAUAGCAAAGGAGUUCAAUGCGCGUGUCUAUCAUCAACGCUCGUCCAAGCAACUACGUCAACUAUAUAAAAAUAUGAAACUGCUGCUAAAGAAGGAUCUCUGCGGCGAAGGCAAGGGCAAUCGCACAUUUAUGGAUCUAUUGAAUACACUGUCGCAGCAAGAAUCGGUCGCACAAUACAUAUCGGAACAGAUGUCGCCGAACGGAGGUAGUGGUAUUGGCAACGGCGGCUAUGGCAGCAAUCGACAGCACAAAUACGACGAUGACUACGAUGACUCAAAGAACCCCUUUCCGCAACUCGCUUCCCUCGCCUACGAUGGCAUGGAUCCUGACGUGAUUGUCAUCAAAUCCGAGGACAUUAGCGAUAAUGACCAAUCACAGCCGCCGGAGGAUAUGGACGACGACGAUGGUGACUGUCUGAGUUCGAAGGAUAUACCGGAAGUUUGCUUGGAGGAGGAGGAUGAUGAGAUAUUCGCCACCGAUUUGCGUCAAUCGACCCCUCUUCAGUCAGCUCACGCGUCGCAGCGCGGCUCUUUUGCUUCGAACGCUGCGCAUCAGCAACAAAAUGGUUCACAACAACAACACUCCCAACAACCCGAAGUAACAAUACAAAAUGUCGGCGGCAUACGCGUCGGCAGCAUCGGCAGCUUAGCUAAUCUCAAAGCGCUGCAGAAUGGCGGUAACAACUCUGCGCUUAGCAUACCGAACAACAACCAUAAUAAUGGCAGCAGCAAUAAUGCCUCCAAUAGCAAUGCACACAGCAACCACAAUGGCCGACAUACGCCCAGCACGCGCCAGCAGGUGAGCGCAGAGCAACAAGCUGCUCAACAAUUGUUACUUAAUGGCCUUGGCUUAAGCGCAGUGCAUCCGCCGGAGCCGCCACUGCCACAGCUGCAACGCGCCACACACACCGGCAACAACAAUAGCAACAAUAGUCUUAUCAAUAGCACGAAUCAGCUGUUGCUGAGUCUGAACGCAAACGCUGGCUAUGCUGGCAUACACAAGAGCAGUCACAGUCACAGUCAUAACCACCACAAUCACAAUCACAACCAACACAAUAGCCAUGGUAAUGGCGCUGGCGCUGGCGGUCUGCACAAUCACAGCCAUAGCAGUAGUGGCAGCAGCAGCGGCCUUGGCGGCAUGCAUGGUGCCAAUAGCCGCAACAACGACUAUCUGAUGUCGCUGGCGAUAAAGGAGCGCGAAAAGAAGAUUGACUUGUUGAAUGCGCAAAUUGAUUAUUGGAAGACGUUAACGAAGAAGUUAGAUGCAAAUGUGACGCACAAUCCAACACCAGCGUGCCUCUGCCACUUUCCCGGCAAAGUGAAUGGACUUCAAACUCCGACGAGUAGCAGCUAGUCCGACACGGAAGAGGAGGAGGAAGAAGAGCGGGAGACGAGUAAAGCAGCCGAAAAUAUAGCGGAGACGGUUGACGCCUGUGGUAUGAUUGAAAAUGAUGCAGCUGCUUUGGGCAACAGUGCACAAGCCGUGGCAGCAGAUGGUGUGGCGGCGGCUGGUAAAAUUGUAGAAAAUGAAGCGCGCAGGGUGGGCAAAGCUGAGCUCGAACUUGCACCGUCCACAAGCAAUGCUACCAUAAGCGAUACUUUCAAAUUGGCGGCAGAGAAUUUCGAAAUUCUCGAGUUAGACGCCUAUGCGGAGGAAAUGGAAUUUGACGAUGCGGAGGAUGUGGCAUGUCUGCUGGUAAAAAUGUAUAAAUAAUUGCACAACGUCAGCUGUAGAACGUGCAACUACAACAAUGCGCGCACAUCUAACCGUUAGUUUUAGUUAAUAGGCCUAUGUAUUCGUAAGUUUUAACGCAUCAAAUGUCUUGUGUUCAUAAUUUUUUAUGUUAUGCGUUUCCUAGUAUUUGUGCAGUUAUAUUUUUGUUAUGCAGUAUUUUUUUGUGGAAAUAGAUUAAUUUACUUUGCAAUUUGUACUUCAUAGUUUAUAGUUGCAUGUGGAAACAUUUGAUUAAAAUAUAAAAUGUACAAAUAUGGUUCCUAUCUAGUCCUUUUGUCAUAUAAGAAUCGGAAAACCAAAAACCAAAAACAAAAAAAAAAAAAACAAAAAAAAAAUACAUCAAAAUAAUGGUUUAUAGAAAUGCAAAUAAUCUAUUUUUGCCAAACCGAAAACACAAAUAAAAAUAUGUAAAAUUUCAAAUGAAGCUAUAUUUAAAACCAAAAAACUACGUGAAGUUGCCAUUUUCUUUUACCAAAUAAUAUAUAAUUUAUUAGACAUAUUUGAA